CACAAACCCUCUAACUGGACUCCACUGGCAAGUCCGCACAUCAACCUCCAACACCAACCCCCCAACCCGACAACCACCUACACCAUCUUCGUCACCAUGUCGGACGGCCAGACGAAGCAGUUUGGAAAGGGCCAGCGGCUCGUGCCCGCCCAGAAGGCUCAGAAGUGGUACCCCGUGGACGACGAGUCGCAGCCUAAGAAGGUUCGCAAGACUAUCCGCCCCGCCAAGGUCCGCGAGACCCUCCAGCCCGGUACUAUCCUGAUCCUCCUCGCUGGCCGUUUCCGUGGCAAGCGUGUUGUCCUCCUCAAGCACCUCGACCAGGGUGUUCUCCUCGUCACCGGCCCCUUCAAGAUCAACGGCGUUCCCCUCCGCCGUGUCAACGCCCGCUAUGUGAUCGCCACCUCCAAGCGUAUCGACAUCUCCGGUGUUGACGCCAAGACCGUCGAGAAGGUCUCUACUCCCGACUACUUCACCAAGGAGAAGAAGGCCGAGAAGAAGUCUGAGGAGGCUUUCUUCAAGCAGGGCGAGAAGCCCGAGAAGAAGAAGGUUGCCUCCGCCCGUGCCGCUGACCAGAAGGCCGUCGACCAGUCCAUCCUCAGCAGCGUCAAGAAGGAGGAGUUCCUGAGCAGCUACCUCGCCACUACCUUCAGCCUCCGGAACGGUGACAAGCCCCACGAGAUGAAGUGGUAAAAAAGUGCGAGAUGCGGCGGCCGCGGGUUCGGUAGAUAGUUGGGGAGGACUCAUCUUUCAAGACGAGGGGCGGCUCGAUUGCACGUCGGCAACCCUUUUCGCGUGGCGGGAGGGGGAAAAGGUUUCAUGAAUCAUGUAAAUCCACAAACGGAUUCCGUCUACACAUGCUUUUUCGCUUUUUUCUAGGGAUCGGCGGUUUAAUACGGAAUAUCCGGCUGUUGUU
Penicillium daleae is the source of this 913-nucleotide messenger RNA. RefSeq names its product 60S ribosomal protein eL6. Lineage: Eukaryota; Fungi; Ascomycota; Eurotiomycetes; Eurotiales; Aspergillaceae. Gene Ontology annotation, cellular component: cytosolic large ribosomal subunit; ribosome. Gene Ontology annotation, biological process: ribosomal large subunit assembly; cytoplasmic translation. Gene Ontology annotation, molecular function: RNA binding; structural constituent of ribosome. The transcript is spliced from 3 exons. The record is from RefSeq and is a predicted model, not a curated record. Bases 97 to 690 code for a protein of 197 amino acids.